UCCAAUACACUGUCGCCAGCUCGCUAGAUACAUCCAUCAUACUUGUGUUGUGUAGUAGGAUACGUUCUAGAUACAUCCAUCUCUUCGACGAGUAUUUCCAAACGGAGGGAGUUAGACCACGCAAACUGAACCUGCCAUUGCACAUUGCGAGGGAUCAUUUGCAAACACACAUCUCCUCCACAGUUAGCGAUGGCAUGUCCCAAGUCAUUCCGCUCGCUGCUUCUGCUCCUCCAACUCCAGCUCGUGGUCGUGGCCGUGAACUCGCUUCUCCCUUCCGAGGCUACAUUCACUCAUCACGCCAUGUCGUCGCCGGAGUGCCUGCCGGACCAGGCGUCAGCGCUGCUCCGGCUGAAACGAUCCUUCUCCGCCACAAAUCACUCCACCAUCGCCUUCCGUUCAUGGAAGGCCGGCACGGACUGCUGCCGCUGGGAAGGCGUCCGAUGUCAUGGCUCCACCGGCUGCGUCUCCUCGCUUGACUUGGGCGAUCGCGGCUUGGAGAGUCCCAACCUCGAUCUCUCGUUGUUCGAGCUAACCUCGCUCAGGUAUCUCAACCUGGCCGGAAACGACUUCCGUAUGUCCGAGAUACCAUCCAUCGGGUUUGAGCGGCUCACCAAGCUCACCCACCUCAACCUCUCAGCCACCAACUUCUCAGGCCAGGUGCCACGCAGCAUAGGCCGCCUCACCAACCUCGUCUCCCUCGACCUUUCCUUCCGCUUCGAACCAUCAAUUGGGCCUUUCCACGUCGAUGGCAAGUUUCCCGCCGACAUAACUCGCCAAGGGCAGCUCACACUCCCAAACUUAACAGCCAUACUUGCAAACAUGGGUGGUCUGAGGGAGCUCCAUCUUGGCUUCGUGGAUCUCUCCGGUCAAGGGGGUGAGUGGUGCACUGCUUUGGCCAGCACAAUCAUUUGACCGGUCCAUUUCUGGAGUUCUUUGCUGAAUACUCUUCUUUGAGUGUUCUUCAACUCGGUUAUAAUGACCUUCAUGGAUGGGUCCCUCCGUCUAUCUUUCAACACAAGAGAUUGGUGACUAUUGAUCU
Messenger RNA from Triticum urartu, 1039 nucleotides. Its product is annotated as receptor-like protein 6. Gene Ontology annotation, molecular function: protein binding. The record is from RefSeq and is a predicted model, not a curated record. Lineage: Eukaryota; Viridiplantae; Streptophyta; Magnoliopsida; Poales; Poaceae.